AUGUUCAGGGACAGAAUCUUCACAGGUCGACGUUCGGUGACUUUUCACACCGGAGCUCACCUCGGCCCCGGUGAGACACCCCGGCCGCCCCUCGAUUUCGACACGGAAUUCAACGUCGACGCCAGCGCCCAAUACCACGCCUUUGAGGACGCCGUCUCCGUCAUGGCGUUGUACCACCAGCUCGAGGCCGUUGCCGGCGCGUCGUUUCUACCAUAG
This is a messenger RNA of Colletotrichum truncatum, 216 nucleotides long. Lineage: Eukaryota; Fungi; Ascomycota; Sordariomycetes; Glomerellales; Glomerellaceae. The record is from RefSeq and is a predicted model, not a curated record.